This is a messenger RNA of Silurus meridionalis, 1780 nucleotides long. RefSeq names its product transcription factor Dp-1, b (gene tfdp1b). Gene Ontology annotation, biological process: regulation of transcription by RNA polymerase II; regulation of cell cycle. Gene Ontology annotation, cellular component: transcription regulator complex; nucleus. Gene Ontology annotation, molecular function: DNA-binding transcription factor activity, RNA polymerase II-specific; RNA polymerase II transcription regulatory region sequence-specific DNA binding. NCBI's taxonomy places the organism in Eukaryota, Metazoa, Chordata, Actinopteri, Siluriformes, Siluridae. The coding region runs from base 337 to 1578 and encodes 413 amino acids. The record is from RefSeq and is a predicted model, not a curated record. The transcript is spliced from 13 exons.
CAAUCAAAUAGCGGCGCCGUAGGACACCGCCAAGAUUAGUUUGAUGGCUAACUCAACAAUAUAGCUGUGGGCUUGUAGUGGUUCCGCUAGCUAACCUCCACAGCGAGCGAGCUAGCUAGCCAGCCUAUCACCUAACACCUCCUCCUCAUCCACCACCACCACCAGCAGCAGAGUCCCGAACCCGAACCCGGCGUUCACGACCUCUACAGCAGUAGUAACCCCCAAAACUUAGAAUGGCGACCCGGAGUGUGGAAACCUAGCUGAAAGGGAAAGCAGACCAGAAGCAGAGACGUGCAGCGGAGAAGACGCUCUUCGCAGCUUCUGCAAGAGCCAAACAUGAUGGCAAGAGAUGGUGGUCUGAAAGAAACCAGUGGAGAGCUAAGGGUUUUUACCACUCAGAAUGUGAAUCCUGGAACAGGUGCCGUGGUGUCUCUGGUGACUCUCCAUCCAACCAGCAUUAAGCAGAUGAUGCCUAAAGCAGUCGGUGCCUCUGGCGUUAACAUGCUUUCACAUGUGGUGAUUGGCACUCCUCAGAGGCCUACUGCUCCAGCUAGUGCUGCUCUGUUAACCAGCCCCAGAACACCUAGUGCUCAGUUCCUCACACCACAGACACACACACGAGAGGCUUCACCGUGGUCCAGUGGACGCAGCAGUAGAAGAGGGGAGAAGAAUGGAAAAGGCUUGAGACAUUUCUCCAUGAAGGUGUGCGAGAAGGUUCAGAAGAAAGGUGUAACUUCCUAUAAUGAGGUCGCAGAUGAGCUGGUGACCGAGCUAAGUUCAGGAGACAACAUCUCUCCUAACGAAUCACACGUGUAUGACCAGAAGAACAUUCGGAGACGGGUAUAUGAUGCACUAAACGUCCUAAUGGCGAUGAACAUCAUCUCCAAAGACAAGAAGGAAAUCAAAUGGAUCGGCUUCCCAACCAAUUCCGCUCAAGAGUGCAAGGACCUGGAGGCUGAACGCCAGAGACGACUUGAAAGAAUCAAACAGAAACAGUCUCAGCUUCAAGAGCUUAUAUUACAGCAAAUAGCUUUCAAGCGCCUGGUACAAAGGAAUCGCGAGGCAGAGCAGAAGAAUCACAGGCCUCCUCCCAACACAGUCAUCCACCUCCCCUUCAUCAUAGUGAACACCAGCAAGAAGACAGUCAUCGACUGCAGCAUUUCAAAUGACAAGUUCGAGUACCUGUUCAACUUCGACAACAUGUUCGAGAUCCACGAUGACAUUGAGGUGCUGAAGCGCAUGGGCAUGGCGUUCGGGCUCGAGUCGGGCAAAUGCACGUCGGAAAAUCUAAAGAUAGCCCGGACCCUUAUACCUAAAGCUAUGGAGCCCUUUGUAACAGAUAUGGCACAGGGAGUCCACAGACAGAUUAAUGGAGGCUUUUCUCAUACAAACAGAAACCAGCUAUUCACAAGAACAACAAACAAACAUGAUAACGGUGCCGUUGCGACCAUGGCCUCAAGCUCCAACAGCUCGUGCCACGGCAGCUCUCGCGACACUCCGGCGUCCUUCCUGGAGGACGAGGAGGAGGAUGAAGAUGACGAUGAUGAGGACUUCGACGAUGACGACGAUGAAGAUUAAUUCGCUCACCAUUGCCUCAUUCAGCGAGUUUAUAGAUGUGGGUGGGGCGAGAUGUCAGUUUUGAAGAGAGGUCUCUGUUCUUCUGGAAGCUCUAAAAUGCCCCUUGUGCUCGUACGUUCUAACGAGCAGCUGCCUUGUAAAAAAAAAACCCCAGUGGUGCUGUGGAGAAAUUUUUUAUACAGUGUUUUGUUACCAAACACCC